AUGAAUAAUUUAUUACAACCAAGUACUGCAGGUUCUCAAGCGACUACAACCAACAACAACAAAUAUGGCAACACUCUCACCACACCAAUGAGUCCAGUAUUCACUCCCGAUGCAAGCGGCUCGGGAGGAUCAGCAGCUCUUACACAACUGCAACCGGGAUUGGCAGCAUCUUUGAAUCCAGAGUCUUGUGAUUCCAUGCUUUUUUUUGCAACGCAGGCUUUGGAUAGACAGAACAAAUUACUGCAGUUUGUGGAUACCUUCAAAUUUAAUAUCACCGAGUAUGUCAAGAGUUUGCAAAGUUCCAAAAAAGCACUCGAUCCCAUCGAUGAAGGAAUGGCCUCUCUGGAUGUUCGGGAUCAUCGAGAACUACAAAGUUUCUUAUCGUUGAUACAUCAUGCCUCUGUUCAAACCUCACAUCAAAAUGUUGUGAUGCAGGAGAGAAUGGAACGAUUGAAAUCAAAAGAUUUAGACACCUUUGAAAAGACAUGGAAACUCAUUCGAGACUUCACUCAACAAUAUGUCAAAUCAACCAAAAAAUCCUUAAAAAAAAGAAAAAAACAACCACCGUCAAAGAAUGAUCAAGUGAGAGAUAUUAAGGAAAAUCGAGGAUUGAAAAAGAAGAUUUAUGAAGGAAUGGAUGAAAUGAGAAGCAUUAUGGAGGAGUAUGUCCAUACACAACUCUUUUAUCACAGCAAGUGUUUAGAAAUGUGGGCCUUCGUUUGGGAAGAAGCCAACAGAAAUCGAAAGGAUGAAAUUGCUCGAAGGAAGGAAGAAGAAGAGGAGGAAGACGAACGACUGUCACAACUUUUGAAGGAAACAUCUUCUGUCCUACAACAAUAA
Naegleria fowleri is the source of this 840-nucleotide messenger RNA. RefSeq lists its product as uncharacterized. The transcript has a single exon. The record is from RefSeq and is a predicted model, not a curated record. Lineage: Eukaryota; Heterolobosea; Eutetramitea; Acrasida; Naegleriidae. The coding region runs from base 1 to 840 and encodes 279 amino acids.